Babesia bigemina is the source of this 2838-nucleotide messenger RNA. RefSeq lists its product as hypothetical. The transcript has a single exon. Bases 1 to 2838 code for a protein of 945 amino acids. NCBI's taxonomy places the organism in Eukaryota, Apicomplexa, Aconoidasida, Piroplasmida, Babesiidae. The record is from RefSeq and is a predicted model, not a curated record.
AUGCAGUGGUUCAUACCGGUGACGCUGCUAUGCCUUGGCGCGAUAGAUUUUUUCGCCAAGUCGGCAGCAAAGCCUACUGCAUCACUUCCAAAAGUUAGAUAUGUUAGUUUUCCUGUCCCUCGUCUUGCAAAUGCUGCAAAUUCGCGUAGGAACAACGGAAGAUAUCAUGGUGGCAAUGGAGUAGGCGCGUCGAAUGCGAGGCCUUCUUCAUAUCCAAGAGGAACACCAACAGUUGGACGUAGUCGUGUACCGAGUCUUGUUGACGAUGGGCAGCCUCCGCUAAAUCCGGGCAGUCAUGUUUACAAUACUGUUGACGACCCGAAAUGGAGGCAAAUUCCACCACCUGCCGGUUGGAACCCUGAGCGUAAAAGGAGUGGUGAACGUCUGUCGGGAAGCCCAAGGUCGCCACAUAAUGAUGAUAGAAAUGUUGAUGCGUCAAAUUCAAAACCGUCCCUGUCAUCUUUAAAAGGAAGGUCGGAGGAUAAAAAUACCCCUGUUGCAAAACCUGGUGGCGAUAGGGAACCAACAAAGCCAAAACCUAGCAACAAUGGCUACAAUGUUUCUCCUUCGAUAGUAAAACCUGCUUUGUCAUCUAAGGAAAGGACGAACCCUGCAUCUAGUACCAUAAAACAAUCCGUUGACGACAGUAAGCCGUCGAAGAAUAUACCAAGUGGUCAUGGCAGGAAUGGGCAAGCAGAUGUGAAACAAACGUCGCUAAACCCCAACGGCAAAACUGAGCACCCACCAAGUUCCUUUACAAGACGUGAUGACGUGAAAAAUCCAGCUAAGACUAACGACGGUAAUCAGGCAUUGGCAUCGGACGCUAAAUCAUCUUCAUCGUCUCCUAAAGUUGAAUCGGAUGAUAAAAAUACGCCUGUUCCAAAACCUGAUGGCGAUGCUAACGCGCAAGCUCCAACGUCGGGAAGCCAAGGUAGCAAUAAGAUUCCGGCCUCAGUUUUGAAACCUUUGGUUUCUCCUGGAGGAAAGCCGCAAUCUGAAAGAAGUAAGUUAACUCCUCCUGUAGAUGAUACGGCAGCAACGACGAAUAAACCGAACAAGAGAAGAGUUAGGUUUGAUGAGUCUAUUUUCAGACCGUCUCCAUCGUCUCCUAAAGUUGGGUCGGAAGAUAAAAAUACUCCUGUUGCAAAACCUGGUGGCGAUGCUAACGCGCAAACGCCAAGACCGGGAAGCCAAGGUAGCCGUAAGAUUCCGGCCUCAAUCUUGAAACCAUCUCCAUCUCGAGAUGAACGAGGGAGGGUCCGUACCCCACCCGUAAAACCGCUUGUAGAUGGCACUGCGACUCCCAAGGAAGAGCUAUCUAACAGUGAUGAAACGAAGUUAGGUUCCUCCAACCUUAAAACAGCCCCGUCUUCUCCUAAAGGAAAGGUGAGAUUUGCAACUGAUCCUAUAGAAACUUCUGAGGACGACGAGAAACCGUCCACGGAAAAAUCAGUCGACGACGAGGAUGCGGAAGCGAAGGUGGAAACAACUUCUCCAUCCCCUAAGGAGGCGCGUAAGUUUGCAAGUAGUUCUAUCCGGAAACCUGUCGACGGAAGACCGCCAACCAGAAAAACAAGCAUCCCAGGAAAGCAGGUACCUGGUUCAGGAACGAACAUGUCUGCAGGGUAUCCCAGGGAAAUGUUUGAUUUCGAAUUUAUUCCGAUGGGCAACCUUCACGAUAAAGGAGAUAAAUACUCGCAGCCUCAUGAUGAACGAAGAUUUCAGAUCUUUGAUGUCCGAAAGCUCAUUGAGGAUGACAACAAACUACCACAUAAAACAAUGAAGGUUGGAGAGAACACGCCUACAACAUUCAAUUUGCCUCCGCCAUCUCUUAAUGGUAACAAAGACCGUGGUAUUCUUCCAGUCAUACCUCUUACCGACGCCAAUAUUCCACCAACACCGGGUCAGGAUAAACCUUCGACUCACUACAUACUUGUGCCAAAGGUUGAGGACAACGCACAACAAGCGACCGGCAUGGUCCACAAUAAUCAUGCCCCAAAGCUUUCAGAUGCAGCCACACAAACUUCUCCGUCACUUCCAAAAGAGAAUGGGAAAAUUAUCCCCAUUGACAUCAAAUCAUUCAUCGAAGACACUAAAGCUGCAACGGCAAUGAUGGCCCGCUAUAGUGCACCAAAGAUGGCUGAGAUAGCAACGCAAACAAACAUAUCGCAUCUGGAAGAGGAAGAGAAGGUAAAUCCCUCUCUCGUCGUCCCCAGUGUUGACGAUAAAAAGCCAACAACCUUAAAUACAGACGGUAAGGACAAGGCUGAUACCUCGGAUACGAAGCCAUCGCCUUCGUCAGCAAGGAAUGGCGGAGAGAUGAAGCGGUUUUCUGCCCAACCUCUAGCUGACGGUCUAGACUCUGAUUUGAGGUCUCCGUCGUUCGAAGGGAAUGAAGAGAAUGUUGACAGCUUCCAUCUCCGUAAAGAUGCCAAUGAUAACAAGCCGGCAAAGGAAAACUCAAACGAUGGCGGCGAUAGUAUUGUUGUAUCGGACUCUCAACAGUCGCCAUCAUCUAAAGACGUGCCAAAAUCCGAAUCCAGCACCAUACAAAAAACCGUUGACGAAAAGAAGCCGACGAAGGAUGUCCCUAUUAGGGAUGGCAAAGAUACGAAAACAAAUGAAAAACCUUCUUCACCACCUUCGGAAGUAAGAGGAAAAACAGAGUCUUCAAACAGCUCGCAAAUUGCCACAGACGGCAACGCUUCGCUCUCUACGCCGCAGCAACUUCGUCACUUUGCUCUUAAUCGACCUAGACGGAAUGAUGACACAAAAGCAGCACCACCCGCCGCCAAAUCAUGCGGGAGCUGCUGCAAGAAAAAGAGGGCAGUGACCUAA